Cottoperca gobio is the source of this 3200-nucleotide messenger RNA. It is a transcript of the gene dab2, whose product is annotated as DAB adaptor protein 2. The record is from RefSeq and is a predicted model, not a curated record. Gene Ontology annotation, cellular component: cytoplasm; intracellular membrane-bounded organelle; clathrin-coated pit. Gene Ontology annotation, biological process: positive regulation of epithelial to mesenchymal transition; negative regulation of canonical Wnt signaling pathway; receptor-mediated endocytosis. The transcript has 15 exons. Bases 365 to 2710 code for a protein of 781 amino acids. NCBI's taxonomy places the organism in Eukaryota, Metazoa, Chordata, Actinopteri, Perciformes, Bovichtidae. Gene Ontology annotation, molecular function: clathrin-cargo adaptor activity; cargo receptor activity.
GAAAUGUGCAGUGAGUUAGGUCUGUCAGUCAGUGAAGGGUUAAACGGGGAGUUUGCAGCAGUCUCUCCUUUCUGUCCACGGCAUUUAGCGGAAAACAUCUGACUCCUGCUCGUUUUCCGAAAGCUGUGUUUGGUUUUACUCAUUUUCCGCCAGAGCCGCGGAGGCAUCACGGGAACAAAAAUCCCUGUUUCGACAGCAGGAUUUUAACAUUUUACUGCACGCUUUCAAACAGACAUAUCACAAGAACAGCAUGUGUGGGUGCUAAGAGUCCUCUGUUCGGUUGACCUCGCUGCCCCUGAACACGGAGCUGCCGCCUGCUUUACCCCUGACUGUCAACUUGUCCAGUUGAGGCUCACUCCACGCCAUGUCUGCAGAGGUGGAGAACAGCGUGCCGGUCCCUGCCGAUCACAGCAUCGCAUCCCCAUCUACAACCUCGGCCAACACUCCUCCAACCUCCCCUAUGACAGCCACAUCCAAGGUCCCCUUCAAGAAAGAUAAGAAGAAAGUCUCCGAGAAGACGGACGAGUACCUGCUGGGCAGGUUUCAAGGGGAUGGCGUCAGGUACAAGGCCAAACUGAUAGGUGUCGAUGAUGUCCCAGAGGCCAGAGGAGACAAGAUGUCGCAGGACUCCAUGAUGAAACUUAAGGGUAUGGCAGUAGCUGCUCGGUCCCAAGGCAAACACAAACAGAGGAUCUGGGUCAACAUUUCCAUGUCGGGCCUCAAGAUCAUUGAUGAGAAAUCGGGAGUGAUUGAACAUGAACAAGUGGUGAAUAAGAUCUCCUUCAUCGCCAGAGAUGUAACAGAUAACAGGGCGUUUGGAUAUGUAUGCGGAGUAGAAGGGCAGCAUCAGUUCUUCGCCAUAAAGACUGCACAACAGGCGGAGCCCCUGGUCAUUGAUCUGAAAGAUCUCUUCCAGGUCAUCUUCAACCUGAGGAAGAAGGAGGCAGAGGCCUCGCAGAAGGGUGAAAAUGGCACCGCUGUAGUUGAGAAUGGAAGCGGUGCCUUGCUAGGUGUGGAUGGUGACGUAAAAACUGCUCAACCAGUGGAGCAGUUUGACCUUUUUGGAGCCAUGUCGACCCCUCCAGACAUCCAGUCUCCAAAUGAAUCUAAUGAUAUUCUCUUGCUGGACUUUUCUGCUGAAGUUGACAGCAAUCAGAAUUGCAUAAAGGGAAACUCCUUUGUAACUUCCUGUGCCCCUGGCCGUAGGGCAUCUCCCCAGACAGAGAAUCCCUUUUCCUCAACAUUUGGCUACUUUCCAACCCCAGACAGUGACCCUUUCAGAGAUGACCCCCUUUCUAAAUCGCCCACUUGGUCGGAACCCGAUAAUUCACAGAUCUCCCCCGGCACCGCUAAUCACCUAAACAGCACUGCUGGCAACACUUGUAAGACAAUUAUUAACGGUGGUUUGAAUGAGGACUCCGAACACCUCAGUCAGCAGAUAGAUGGGUUAUCCAGUAAAACCAUGAUCCUCGCUCUCAGUAACGGACAGUGGCCACUAGGGGGCAAAAUAACUCAGAGCAACACAAUUACCAUGAUGGACGGGGAUGAAUCUGGAACCGUUCUCUCAAUCAAAAACCCAUUUUUUGACUCUAAUGGCAUAACUCAUCACCCGCAACCCCCAGUGACUAGCAAGGAUUCAGUUGUCAUAAGUCCGCCUCCGCAGAGCUCUAAGGCUGGACGAGGUCGAAGGAGUGCAAAGUCCACAGCAAGUGACUUGUUUGGAGGAGAGCUUUUUGCUGCUCCUGGUCACUCUGAAGGGUCAUCUGCCCCUGGGGACCUUUUCAACAGCACACCUGCUGGCCACUCCUAUCCCUCCUCCAUAGCUGCUCUGGGGAAUCUUCAGUUAGGACCUCCAGGUACCACAAGUAUCCCUGCUGCAGGCAUGUGGGGAGCUGCACCUUCCAUGUUCCCCAUGCCAGGAAUGACCGCUCCAGGCCCGAGGCCCAACUUUCCACAGCCAUCUGCCUUUGGUGGCCUUCCCAUACCACCCACAGCCUGGGGCCAGCAAAUGCCACCUCAGUUUAGUGUUGCACCCUUAUCCCCACCCCACCUGAGCUGGGGCCAGCCUCCACCAGCUGGGCCAGUUGGUGCUCCAGGUUGGGGUCAGCCCACCAUGACCAAUCCUUUCCAGCAUGGCUCGUUCCCUGCAAUGGGUGACCAGCAAGGUCCGUCACGACCCCCUCCUAGACCACCUGUUAAGGAGGCCCCUCCAAAGGUCGAGAACAGUGCCUUCACAUCUUUAGACCCCCUUGGAGAUAGAGAGAAGAAGAUUGGAAAGGACAUGUUCAAGGAUUUCCAGCUUGCCAAACCCCCUGCCAUCCCAGCGAGGAAAGGGGAGCUAGUGCCCAACUGCAACGAAACCGGGGCGUUCGAUCAGUACUUUAACAAUAAAGUGGGCCUGGCUCAGGAUAAUGCAGAUCAUGAUGACUUUGAUAUCAAUCAAAUUUCAAACGUUAACGAUGUUCCUAAACCGGCUGCAGCUCCAAGCUUUAACCCUGGCCUCCUCGAUGCCGCCUUCGCUCCUGCCCCGAUCGCAAACAAUUCAGCACCAGCGCAGGGACCCAGACAGGACAUGUUUGAUCAAGCGUUCGGGGCCCCAGAUUCUAGUCUGUUUGGAGCUCCGCCUGUAGCCAUGCAGACUGCUGUUGUUGGUCAGACUUCUGGUUCAACAGCGGCUUUUGGGGAUCCUUUUGGAAAUCCCUUUGCUUGACCAUAACUUUGUCCAUAAUUGAAAUGGAGCAAUCUUCACAAUAAAUAACAUCUUUGGGACAAGCUGCUACAACGUGCGCAAGACAAUCCAAAUGAUGAACUUUUCUUACUUUUGUCCCGGACCCACCCUUCUUUUACACCUCGACCUCUAAUGUUGUUGUUUUUUCUAUCCAAUCAGUAGUUCCCUUAUUUGUAAAGACCACUGAUCUAAGAAAGAAAUGUUAUGUCCUGAUCUGCUGAAGAAAGAAACGUGGUGUGUGAGAGAAGGCCCGUCCAAAGAAGUUCACUGCUGAUGCUGUCUGUAUUAAAGAAAUAAAAUAAUUCAAUCAUAAUGCUGCAACGUGUUGACCAGUCCAUUGCUUUCUUCAGACUGAGUUAGUAAAGCAAAGUUGCAAUCCAGUGGAGGGUCGACAGUCAAACUGAUAUAAUAAAUGUUUCUAUGUGUCUAUGAUAACUAAAUUCUAUAUUAUUAAACAAUAUAUAAAAAGCCA